CCGAUAGUGGGAGUGUUUUUGCCAGUACUCUUCAACAUUUAGCACGUUCCCUGUCAAAUUUGGACGAGCCACCAUGGGAAAAGGUCCACCAGCUGCAACAGAUGUGCCCUCAACCUGGGUUCUUGGGAACCAAAGGGUUCAGGAUCGACCCCCGACGCCAAGAUGCGGUUGCUGCACUUGGAAUCUUUCUCCUGGAGUCUGGCAUGAAGUUCAAGGACAAACUUGUCCCGUAUCUGAUAGAACUGAUGAGAGGACUGUCAUCAGCCCAGUGGCAGGAACAGGCUGGAUACAGAGCGAAAGAAAGUCUGCCCAUGAGCGAGAACUACGCUUUCUGCCUGACCACGCUGCUGUCGGACAUCGCUGUCAGGGAACUGGCUUUCAGAGAACAGAUUCUUGCAGCCCAGCUGGACACCUUCCAAGCCCUAGCGCGACAAUGUUACCAACUCGGAGAGCCAACGCAAGGUUCGACAUGCCACCUUAUCGUACCAGCUCUCUUUGGAAUGGCCCGCGCCAUUGGCCGUUCAAGCUACACCGAUGUCCCCCUCCUGUGCCAGCUGUUCCCCCCGCCCACUCGCAAGCCUCAUAAGCAGACACCGGCGGCUGAUCACCAACGCAAGAAGAAGCCGCCUCCCCCGACCUACAGCACCUUCCGUCCUAUCAUCUCGCCAACCAUGAGGCGUUACUUCCCCACUGUGGGAGGGGACCCUGGUCAGUCCCAUCGGGCGUCGGACACGACGGAUGGAACGGGCCCCAGCAACCUGAGAGUUCAACGGUCGGGUGAGUCGGACAGUGAGAAGCUGUACGGGUUCGAUCCCAGCCAGGAGCUGCUCUACGUUGUGGCAUCGUCAUUUCUCCUGCCGGCCGCUGUCAGGGAUCAGUUGACAGACAGACGGAAAAAUCCAUUGGAGUUCAGGACUGAACAGUUGCAGAUUAUCCUGAAAGUGGCUAAAAUUUUAAUCAACAACAAGACACUAGGGGACCUGGACAAGGCAGCCAAGAUGUACUGUUCCCUGCCUCGCGCUAGGGACUUCCCUUAUCAGUCGUUCAGCGAGACCAUCAGCCUGGUGCUGGUGCUGCUGCUGAGACAUCUCGUACAGUACAGCGAAGAAUUACCAGAGGUGCUAAUUGACGGCAUCCAGUCCUUCGUCCACGAGAUGUACGUGGCCGGUCAGACCAAAAUUCAGGACAGGAACCUGGAGAUGGCCGUGAGGUCCAGCUGCGGAUUCAACUCGUUUGAGCUAGCCAUCAAAGCCAAUGCCACCUGCGUGGACAUGCUGGUCUGGGCUGUCAAAGAAGAGCAAGGAGGCGAUAGUCUGCUAGGACGGAUGAACGAAAAGCUGCAAGCCCCGGAAGGAACCCUCCACCUCCUGGCCCACAUCCCGCUGCUCCACUGUUGUCUUGAGGCACAUGGCACGUUGUCAGAGAAGUUCCCCCUCUUAGCCCACCAGUCCAUCAGCUCCCUCCGCGACUUCCUUCUCAUCCCGUCCCGCAUUCUCACCAAGCUGCACAAGUACUACCCGAAGGAGGGCAGCAGAUCCUCGCGGGGAGGCCAGAGCAGAGAGCGGCACCACAGCGGGGGGAAAACGGAGCCCACCUGCGCAGCGUUCGCCGAGCUCCGGGACGCAGCGAUAUACAACCUGUGCAGGUCAUUGCAAGCUGGCCUCCAAGAGAACCCCAACUGCGUGCAGGCCUUUCUGGCCUCGGUCUCCAACACCCUGUACCUGACGGAAGCCGGGGCGGAGAAGCUGGCCCUCAAGUCCCACAACGCCGUGCUGACGCUGGGCCACGUGGCCGUAGCGCUGAAGGACAUCCCACCCACCAUGGAGAGUGUGCAGCAGAUCUUCCAGCAACAGUUCUGCAACCCGGCCUCCAAGCUGGAUGAGGUGAUCGUGGACAUGCUUGGGUGCAUGCUGCUGACGGGACAGUCCGGUAUCUACCUGGAAGUGAUGAACAUGUUUAUUCAGAUCAGUGUGGAGGCCGGGUCUGCUGCCUAUACCCCAGACAGCUCCAAUAAUUCCCACAGAUACAGGCAUUGCUCGCUGGCAGUCAUGAACGCCCUGUCCAACAUAGCCGGUUCUUUGCAAGGGGACCAGGAGCAGCAGGAACUGCUGGUCCGUCUAUUGGAGCUCUUCGUCCAGCUUGGUCUGGAGGGCCGGCGGGCCAGCGAGCGCUCGUCCUUUGCCAUCAAGGCCUCCAGCAGCGCCGGUAACCUGGGCAUUCUCAUCCCCGUGUUGGCGACGCUGAUAAGGAGGCUUCCGCCAAUCCGAGUCCUGAAGCCAAGACUUCUAAAGCUCUUCCGAGAUUUUUGGCUUUACACCGUAGUAAUGGGAUUUGCUGUUGAAGACUCAGGUUUGUGGCCUCGCGAGUGGUACGAAGGAGUCUGCAUCAUCGCCGUCAAGUCACCACUUCUCACCUCCUUCCAAGGAGAGCAUCUUCGGUCUCAGCUGCAGUACACCUCCGCUCUGAGGAAUGACAGCGUGUCUUAUAAUGAUCUGAACGAGUUGCGACAAACCAUCCUGACCCUGCUCUGCUCGCCGGCCGAGAUCGUGCCCUAUGUCAACAAGCUGGACUUUGCCCAGUGCACCUACCUGCUCUCUGUCUACCAGCUAGAGACACUGCGGGUCCUCCAUGAGGAUGCCCCCAGCUUCUGCACCAUGUUCGAGUACCUAGAGGAUAUGGCCAUCAUCCAGGACAAGGCCGGGAUGUGGGACUGCUUGCUGGCCGUCACCAACCAGGUCUUCAAUAAUUUCCUGGACAUCAUGUCCAACAGGCCGAGGACGCCAGAGAGGGAGUCUGAGCUUGUCAGCCACGCCCAGUUUCUCCUAGUCAAGUUCAACCACAUCCGCAAGCAGAUCAGAAAGAUAGCGGACAAGUACCUGUCGAAACUCGUGGACAAGUUUCCCCACCUGUUGUGGAACGGCAGCAUCCUGUGGACCAUGCUGGACAUUCUCCAGCUCCUCUCUCGCUCUGUAGUCACCAACAACAAGCAGGAAGCCGACAUCUUCUCGGUGCCCAACACCAACUACAAGCUGACGGUCAUGGACACCAGUGACGCAAGGGAGAGUAUCAUGCGCGACUUCUCGGCGCGAUGCGGUGGCAUCUUCCAGGAGGCCGUCAAGUGGGCGCCCUCCGUCACACGCUCCCACAUCCAGCAGUACCUCAUCAACUUUGAGAACAUCAACGACGGGCUGUCGCAGCGCGUCAAGCUGGAAGCCGCCACGGAGAGCGCCCUCCAGUGUGCCGGAUUCAGCCAGGGGCCGAUUGGCGGCGGGUUGUCUGACAGCAUGAAAGGAGAUUCAAGUAACUUUGUCUCCGCCAUGACACUUCGCAGCAGAUUUACUGGAGAAGUGUCGGGCAUGCAAGCCAUCUACAUGCAUGCCGGUCCUGGCGGGCUGAGCCUGUCCAAAGUCCUUUGUGACCAGCUGAUUAAGGCUUGUCAGACGGGGAAGGAAGAAUCUGUAACGAGCUGCAUGUACCGGGUCUGCGCUCUGCUCAUAACGUCCGAAGGUCUCGAGAGGCACCUACUGCACAACUUGUGCUGGGCGGCUGGCUGUGUCUUCACCCUGCAGUCCAUGGAGACUGCUGUUGCAUGCUGGGAGUGGCUGCUAGCUGCUCGACCCGACCUGGAAAUGCAUUUCAUGCGGGAGAUGGCAGCUGCCUGGCAGAUGACGGUGGAGCGUCGGCUAGGCAUGUUUGCCCCGGAUCCCGACCAGCCCAGCCCCCUAGCUGCAGCCAGCGGUGAGGAUGUGCCCCUCCCGAACCCACCCAAUGCCACGCCCCACGACAUAUGGACACUGUUCCUUGCUCAGCGUAUUGAAAGCGUCAAGUACAGCCAGAUUGGCGUGGUUGAGAUCUUCACUACCAUGCUGCAUCGGUCCCUGUCCAUGCGUGCCGGCUCCCAGCACAGCGUCCUGUGUCGUCACAUCGGGGCCAUCGGGCCACGAUUCCGUCUGCUCUCCAUCGGGCUGUCACUGCUGCAAGGGGACACGCUGUCCAAUGGCACCGCCAAGAACGUACUCAGGGAGAGGCUCUACGCUGCCGUCUUUGACUAUUUCAGCAUGCUACCCAUGGUCCCAACUCAGGCUUUGCCGUUGCUAAAGGAUGACAUCUCGACAUUGCUCAAGUUCUUCCACAUGGUCCUCGCUGAGAAGAAAUACCUGAAGACGCCCAACCUCUUGCCCCAAGAUUCUCCAGAUUCCGGGACCCUGUCGGUCCUGCCAACAGACAUACGCGCCAGCGUGGACAUCCCCAGCCGGCAGGGUCUGCAGCUCCAGGGCUGGAUGAACACCACGCCGCUGGGCACCAGCAUGUCCGUCAUCUCCAAGAGAUCAUCAGCGGCCCGGAAAGGAGGCGACAUGGGCCUGAAGUACACCAAGGUGUACAUGAGGAGGCGACAUCUCAUCUUGUCUUUACUCUCCAAUGAGAUUGAGAGACUGUGCACCUGGUACAACCCUAUGGACGCCGCCGAGCAGAAGAUCCAAUCGGAGGAGAUCUUGGCAGGCUGGAGAGGGCAGCAGAUCAACGAACGCAGCUGGCGGGAGUUUGUGCGGCUGGCCUGGGACCUGUCACCGAACCUGGCCUCCUGUCUGCCAAGCAGAUUCAAGAAUUCGGAAGCCCUGGUUCGAGAGGUGACAAGACUGGUUCGCCUGGAACCGACCACCAUGUACAACCAAGCCUACGCAUUACACUACCUGGUGACAGAGCACAGCGUGGAGGCUGAUGUACCAGAGCUGAGCUACGCAUUGUGCUGGGCACCGGUGGCACCCGUGGUGGCGCUCUCGUAUUUCUCCAACCAGUACGCGCCGCACCCAAUCACGGCGCAGUACGCCACCAAGGUGCUGCAGUUCUACCCGCCGGAGGCAUUGCUGUUCUACGUCCCUCAGCUAGUCCAGGCGAUCAGAUACGACACGUUUGGCUAUGUGACGGAGCUAAUCACUAUCCUGGCCCAGAAAUCACAGCUGCUGUCCCACCAACUCAUUUGGAACAUGAAAACUAACAUCUUCACGGAUGAAGACGGAAAGAACCGAGACGCCGAAAUCGCCGACCACCUGGAAGCGAUCAUGGAAACCAUCUUCAGCAAUCUCUCAGGACCAGCUAAGGCCUUCUACGAGAGGGAAUUUGACUUCUUUGGCAAGAUCACAGCAAUCUCGGGUGAAAUCCGACCAUUUCCCAAGGGUGAGGAACGCAAGGCUGCUUGCCUGAAGGCCCUGAGCCAAAUCCAACUCCAGCCUGGUUGCUACCUGCCCAGCAGUCCCGAGGCUAUCGUCAUGGAGAUAGACUACAAAUCAGGCACGCCCAUGCAGAGUGCCGCCAAAGCGCCAUUCCUUGCCAAGUUCAAAGUCAAGAAGUGCGGCGUGCAUGACCUGGAAGGCAUUGGACUGAGAGGGGGAGAUCCGAAGGAGGAAGAGGACCACGCCAGGAAGCCGCUCAGCUGGGAAGCCUGCAUCUUCAAAGUGGGGGACGACGUCAGACAGGACAUGUUGGCGCUGCAGGUCAUCGGUCUAUUCAAGAACAUCUUCCGUCAAGUUGGCUUGGAUCUCUACUUGUUUCCCUACAGGGUAGUGGCGACGUCGCCAGGGUGCGGCGUGAUCCAGUGCGUGCCUGACACAAAGUCGCGCGACCAGCUGGGCCGGCAGACAGACAUCGGCAUGUAUGAGUACUUCCUUACAAAGUACGGUGACACGACCACCCCGGCCUUCCAGAAGGCGCGGCGGAACUUCAUCCAGAGCAUGGCCGCCUACAGCCUGGUCGGGUUCCUGCUGCAGAUCAAGGACCGACACAACGGCAACAUCAUGCUGGACAGCGUCGGCCACAUUGUCCACAUAGAUUUUGGCUUCAUGUUCGAGAGCUCGCCCGGCGGCAACAUGGGCUGGGAGCCCGACAUCAAGCUAACAGAAGAGAUGGUCAUGAUUAUGGGUGGCCGAAUGGACGCCCCGCCCUUUAAGUGGUUCAUGGAGCUGUGCGUCCAGGCGUACCUCGCCGUCCGGCCCUACCAGGAAGCCAUUGUUUCACUGGUCGCUCUGAUGCUGGAUACCGGUUUGCCAUGCUUCAGAGGACAGACAAUCAAGCUGCUCCGGAGUCGGUUUUGUCCAACCCAAACAGAGCGGGAAGCAGCCAACUACAUGCUGAAAGUUAUCAGAGACUCCUGUCUGAGCACAAGGACACGGACUUAUGACAUGAUUCAGUACUACCAGAACCAGAUACCGUACUAAGACGAAGUAUGCCGGGUGUGGAGGCCAGGGUUACCUUUCCAGAAACAAAAACCCGCUGUCUGCCUCCCUUCCAAAGUAGACCCGCGCCAAUUGAAGUUCGUAGACCAAAAGUUUUUGCCGUUCCACUUUGACAAUGUCAGGCCAGUACAUACACAGCAGAUGUGAGUAGACUAUGUCGUCAACCUUCACCAAUUUUUGUUAGUUGCAAUAUGCACGUGUAAAAAGGUGUAAUGACUCUGAAGUUAAUUUUUAUUUCUGCAUAAAAAGAGUAUUUUAAAUUGUUAUAUUUCGUCAUGGUAUGUUUACAUCAUGUUAUUGGAAAGGAGAGUCUAUGAAGUUAUAAAAUUGAAUAUUUAAAAAAAAUUGUGACUGUAUAAUCUCAAAGAUACAUUUUGGGCUCAAGUUGUGGAAUAAGUGCAGAAUGCAUCAAGAGAUAUUUCUUUUAAAAGUUUUUCAAUAGGCAAAGAUUUAAUAGGAAGACUAAAAACAGAUGUCUGCAUCAUUUUAUUAAAGAAUUUUGCCCACUAUUGGCCAUGCUUCUGUUAGGUUUUUCAAUUGAUGUGCGUCUGCUAUGGAUAUUAAAGAACGCCCUCAACAUUUUGGAAAUCAAUAAGGAUUUAUUUACAAUCCAGUUCAGUGCUGACAGGUACUUUGUUUUUAAUCAGAGCUUUAUUGUAAUCCGAGAAUCUUCCGUAUGCUUAAAAUCCACUUCAAAGUUUCUGUUGCAAAUAUGCUGCCGUAAACAUGUAUUUCAUUAAGAUAGCUUUCUAGAAAUCUGAGAUAUUUCGAGAUUUUAACUUGACAUCCAAGCAACCCCUCACAGCUAACUUGGAUGGCAUCACGUGGAUGUAACAUUGGAAUUAAGGAAAAAUUUGACUCUCUCAAGUUAUUUCAGAUUGAGAAAUGAUUAAUUUUCUUUCUGUGGAAUUCAAAUCAUUUAUCAUACUAUGCGUCAAGAAUUAUGUGAAUAGUUUGUACAUGGACCUGCUACUCAAAAACUUAUGCAUGUAAAUAACUGUUGAAGAUACCUGCAAUAUAUUCUCUGUACCAUUGGAAUAAUAUUGAAGAUAUAGAAGUGAACUAUCUAGGUUUUGCCAAUGCAAUUAUGCAGCAUUUUAUCAAAGUUUAAAGAAUUUACUUGUUGAGGUAAAAUGGUCUUAUUGAAAUAAGUACGUCAUUUCCACUUCGUUCACACGCAUUGUACGGUUCAGUUGUAAAAUUUGUGUAAAGUUGCCAUAUUUAAUUUCUUUAAAAAUCUGAUUUAAGUUUGGGUAGGUUUUGAAGCUCCAUUAUUACAGAUAUUUCCUUUAAACUGAACGACAAGAGAGCUCUACCCCAUUUCAAAAGUUCAUUAGGGCCAGAUGUUUUGUUAAAGCAAAUAUCAGUCCGUUUUCUGGCAUGUUUGACGCUAAUGUUGUGACUGCACCUACACAAUGUUGCAUACUUUGUUCUAAAAUGGUAGUGCCGUUUCAAAAUUGAAAACAGCUGCCAAAGAUUUGUUCUACAAAACUGUGUGGUUUUCCCUUUUGUUUGGGGUUUCAGUUGUUAAUGUAAGAGUGUCUUGGUGUUUAGCAGAUCUAUAAAGGGAGUAGAACUUGAGGAACUGAAGGCAUUUAAGAGGAAAUGUAUAGUACUUGUCGUAACAUGAGGUCUAGCACAGAUCUAGCUAAGGUUGGACGUCGUCUACAUUGCAUUGCCACCAACGUCCUCAAACAGAUAGUGUUUUUUUGUUUUCUCAAAUUGUUAUCGGGUGAAGACAGCUCAAGUUUCGUCCACAAGUGCCUUGUAUCCCAAAUACCAUAAAUGCUGUGUUGAAAUUACUAAAUACGCCCAUGGACAACGAAUUCGCAAAAAGUGACGGAAAGCAUGGAGUUUUGCAAAAUUUCCUGCAAAAUACGUUGUCCGCAGGCAUAUUUAGUAAUUUCAACACAGCAUUUAUGGAAUUUGGGAUACAAGACACUUGCAAAUGACAUUAAGGAGCUGUCUGUAAAAAUUUGAGAAAAGAACAUUGAAAAAAUCUCGCAUUGUGGGAGGACUUUUAUACUCUGGACAUCAGUCGUAGUGUAAGGAAGACAACGUCCAACCUGGGCUAGCACAGAUCUGUGUUUGCUUAAGUUGACCACAGUGUCCAUGGUUGACAUAAUAAUCUAAGAAAUGAUACACACUUAACUCAGUCUCCUUGAGUUUUCCUUUUUGUUCAUUUAGAAUUACGUACCGGUAACUGUUGGUGCUAUGUACUGCAGAGUUUGUGUAGUUUGUUUCCAAUUUGCAGACCUGCCAAUUUCAUGGAUGUUUACAUUGGGUUAGGGCUCAGGAAAAUAUUUGAUACCAUGGCUGGAAAAUUACCUUCCAAAACUAUGCUAUUUAGCGUCAACAAGCGUCACCAAGUAAUCCAAGCAGUUUUUUUUAAUUUACAAUAUUAACUAGGCUCCUACAUAUCUUAUUCAAUAUAUCUAUCUGACAUGAUAUUUGAGUGUUGACAUUUGAGUAACAAAGUCGGGUCUCCGAGGCAGCUCGACCGGCUGCCAUCUUGUUUUCUUGUGGAUGGCAAAGUACAGGAUGGCGGCCACCAUACAUUGUGAAAAAAUUGUUUUUUUUUGUGUGAAUAUGGAAGCAAAGUCGAUGCUUCUCUUACACAGUGCAAAGUCUUAGAGUCCCCAAAAUAAUGAUAAAACCACUUUUAAAUCUUCAGAGGUAAUUUUCAAGUUGUUGACACUUGUUGAUGCUAAAUAGCAUGCAUUUGCCACUUUUUGAGCCAGUGGUUGUGUGGGAGGAGCCGUAAUUUUAGGAGUCGGACAAAGUUUGUGUAGUUGAGACCGUCAUAAGACCAGACACAAGUUUACAAGACCAGUCACAAUUUACUGGGUGAACAGUGACAAACGAAUGCAGCUUUUGUUGCCGUUCAUUUUGGUAGCUUGUGACUCAACUUCACCAGGGUCAUGUUGGGUCCUGUAAUGGUCUUAAAGGAUCGUUAUGACAACACUUUAGAGACAAAAAAGCUACUAGUUGUCAGGAAUAUAUGUUUCUGUCAUCAGCUAACAUGUGUUUUGUAAAGUCUAAUUACUACCAAUGUAAUGCCAAAGCUCCAGAGUAUGUCUAUUUUAAUAGAAAUCUUGUGAUAAUUACAUAAGGAUUGGAGACUACUUGUGCAAUAGUGCAGUGGUUUGAGAGCUCUUGCUCAUAUGCAUGGCUAGUUUGAAAUAAACUGUGAUGGCCUUGGGAUUUUAUUCUCUA
Molecule: messenger RNA, 9446 nt
Organism: Acanthaster planci (crown-of-thorns starfish)
Lineage: Eukaryota; Metazoa; Echinodermata; Asteroidea; Valvatida; Acanthasteridae
Product: phosphatidylinositol 4-kinase alpha-like
Biological process (GO): phosphatidylinositol phosphate biosynthetic process; phosphatidylinositol-mediated signaling
Cellular component (GO): plasma membrane; cytoplasm
Molecular function (GO): 1-phosphatidylinositol 4-kinase activity
Source: RefSeq, a predicted model, not a curated record